AUGAAGAUCGUUAAAAGUGAUAGACCACCCUUUUAUGCCACUGCUUGGUCCCUGCAAGAGUUUUCAGAAAGUCCAGCUAUGUCAAGAUGCAAGAAUCUCAGCUCUUCCCACUUGUUUGUGCUCACUGAUGCACCCAAGAGCAUCGCUGAAUGGCUGGUGUUCUGGGAAAAGGAUCCAGUGGAGAUUCUGCUUAAUUUGGGGUUUGGUACAGAAGAACCUGACGUCUGCACAAAAAUCCCUCCUCGGUUCCUCAGUGGUGCUUCUGUAGCAAAAGGGUUCAAUGUCCAAGACUUUUUGGAAGCUCAGAAGCAGCGGAUGGACAUUGAGAAGCCAAACCUAUAUGAACAUUUUUGACGGCUGGAAGUACCUGACCAUGUAUCCAGUGCCUUCACAUCUUUGCUGACCAAUGUCAAUACUCAAUAGACCAAAGCACAGGACACUGGCAAGGGUAAGACUAGUCUGCUGGAUGCUGCAAAGAUCAUACCUGCGAUUGCACAAGUGAAGUGGAGAAGAAUAAGUUAUAUCCUGUAUAGGGCUUCUCGUUAGACACUGCUACUCAAACAGGGCUUGGUGGCACUUGGGAAGCCACCUUGCACAGCAGGAAAGAGCCAUCCUGUUCUUGUGCAGAUAUUGCUGAGGGGGGGCACAGUCCAGAGCACACAUUUCUGCAUGUGUUACAUUGGGCUGUCUGACCCAGGAAACAAAAAUGCCUCAGCAUAUCCUACCUGCCAGUGUCCACUGAUGCCAUCAGAGAAAAUUCAGAGUUUUGAGGAUGAAACUCUACGUGGAAAUGCUCCUGACACCACUUCAGCUGAGUUGCAGGGGGGAGAUCUCCAUUUUGGCUUCUCCUGCCCACUGGGGCCCCCAGGUAUCGACCGCCAGAGCCCAACAACGCCCCCUGCCGACUUCCACGGAGCAACUGCAGGCUUUGCUCCUCCAGUGAUCCAACAGUGCCGCCUCCUGAUCGUGGUUAGAAUUGCGCCAAAAGUUAUACAUUAUCCUUCUAUCCUUACUGAGGGCCAAAAGGUGCUGCUGAUCAGGACCCUACAUGGCCUGGGACAUGGCUCAAACUGUACACUUCAUGAAAUUGAAGUAAUGAAGAGCUCCCGCCAGCAUUUCCAGAAGAAGUUGAAUGAGAUUGAACAGCACCUGACCAAACAGCAGGCACUGUUUUCUGGCACUAUGCCAUGUGAAGGAAGGGAGGAAAGCAGAUACCUGCAACUCUUACAGUGAGCCAUUUGUCAGGAAGUUGCAGAGUUGGAGUUUCAGUUGAAGAAUCAAGAUUAUCAAGUCAGUGAGAGCAUUCUGCAGCAGCUGGACAAAUUACUAGCAGAACAAUCCCAUCUGUUUUCUGAGCUUAAACUCUUUGACUGGAAGGAAGAAAGAAAAACUCAGAAUAAACAAGUGUUUCCAGAUGCUGCUAACACUGUGCAUCCUUGAAGUAGGUGCUCAAAAAUGGUGCACAGAAGAGCUCCUAGCAAAAACAUGACAGCAACAGGCUCCCUCUCUGCCCCACAGCCAGGGGUAACCACAACAGUUUCCUAUCAGGACGACACUUGA
Corapipo altera (White-ruffed manakin) is the source of this 1560-nucleotide messenger RNA. It is a transcript of the gene ITPRID1, whose product is annotated as ITPR interacting domain containing 1. Gene Ontology annotation, molecular function: signaling receptor binding. The record is from RefSeq and is a predicted model, not a curated record. The transcript has 10 exons. NCBI's taxonomy places the organism in Eukaryota, Metazoa, Chordata, Aves, Passeriformes, Pipridae.